AGUGAGAAACACCUGAACCGCCGCCCUGCCUGCGACACCGAGAACUCAAAGAAGAGCCAGCGAGUCCGGUGGCGGCGAGCCAAGCGGGGAGGAAGGGAGGAGUGCCAAAAAAGGAGUUGGCGCAACAAAACAAGAAAGGUCGAGCCGCGUAGGCGAGGGGGCAAGCCAGAGGGGGGAGAAGCACCCCAACGAGAACGACUCCGACCGCAGGAAGAGCGCCAAGACCGAGAAGUCGGAGAAAGAGCGGCGGCGGGAAGCCGAGCGGGGAGGAGGAGGAGGUCGGGACGCGCGUCCGACAGGUGCGGGAAGCAAGUCCGCGCCCGCCCGCCGCCGGGAGAGCGGGGGAGGGCGCCGCCUCGCCACCAUGGAUUUUAAGGCCAACUUGAAGGGGGUCAAGGCCAAGACGGAGGACGAGCGCAAGGCGGCCAGCGGCGCCGCCGCGCAGGUGGACUUCCGCGCCGUGCUGGGGAAGAAGGGUGGCGGUGGCGCAGUUCAGGCGCCCGCCAAGAACAACGCCGCGGAUGACAAGAAGAGCGGCGACGGCGGCGGCGAGAUGGCCAACAACUGCGUGAAGGACGGCGGCGGAAAGACGGCGCCGCCGCGCUUCGCCGAGAAGCUGCGCGACGCCACCGUCCUGGACGGCCAACGGCUGCACCUGCAGUGCCGACUGGACGCCGCCUGCGACGCCGGCGCCAGCUGGACGCUCGACGGCAAACUUGUCAAAGCCUCCAAGUUCAUCGUUCUCCAGAACCAAGGCGGCGUGUGCUCGCUGAGCAUCGACAAGGCGCUGCCCGAGGACGAAGGCGAGUACAAAUGCAAAGUGGAAAACUCGGCGGGCUGCGCCGAAUGCUCCUGCCUGGUGCUGGUGGACGAUCCUCCGGAAAAGUCUGCGGCGGACAAGACCUCCGACAAGAAGACGGCGGCGGCCACCUUGGAGAGUGAAGCUCGAAUCAAGAAGCCCACGGCCAAGACGCCCCCCAAGCAAGCGCUGCCUCCUCACAUCGUUCAGUUCCCGGAGGACAUGAAGAUCCUGGCGGGGGAGAAGGUGGAGAUCCUCUGCAAGUUCUCCGGGGCUCCGCCAAUCAGCUGCACGUGGCUCAAGUUCAGGAAACCGAUCCAGGAGGGGGCGGCGGGGACGUCCAUCCGCAGCACGGACGGCGACAGCCUGCUGACCAUCGCCAGCGGACAGCAGGAGCACUGCGGAUGCUACACCAUCGAGCUGAGGAACCAGUACGGCCUCCGGCAGGCCGCUCUCAACCUCACCAUCGUGGACAAGCCGGACCCGCCCGCCAAGGUCCCGGCCCUGUCCGACGUGAGGCGCUCCGGACUGACGCUGUCCUGGUACGGUCCCACCUACGAUGGCGGCAGCGCCGUCCAGACCUACCACCUGGAGAUGUACAACUCUGUGGACCAGAAGUGGACGCCGCUCGUGUCCUGCAACAGCACAUCCUACAACGUCCAAAAUCUUUUUCCGGAGCGCCAAUAUAAGUUCCGCAUCCGAGCGGAGAACAUCUACGGCAUCAGCGAGCCGAGCGCCGAGUCCGAGGACGUCACCGUGGGCCUGGCGGACGACAACGAGAACCAGGAGGAGGCGGAGGAGGAGGAGGAUGACUCGGAGAAGGAGCCCGACUACAGGCAGGUGACGGUCCGAACCGACGUCAAGGUGAAGGAGCUGUACGACGUGGAGGAGAGGCUGGGAACGGGCAAGUUCGGUCAGGUGUUCAAGCUCGUGGAGAAGGCCACCAAGAAGGUGUGGGCGGGCAAGUUCAUCAAGGCGUACUCGGCCAAGGACAAAGACAACGUCCGGCAAGAGAUCGGCAUCAUGAACAGCCUGCACCAUCCCAAGCUGGUCCAGUGCGUGGACGCCUUCGAGGGAAAGUCGGACAUCGUGGUGGUGCUGGAGAUGAUCUCGGGCGGCGAGCUGUUCGAGCGCAUCAUCGACGAGGACUUUGAGCUGUCGGAGCGCGAGGUGAUCAAGUACAUGCUGCAGAUCGUGGACGGCGUGGGCUUCAUCCACAAGCAGGGCAUCGUGCACCUUGACCUCAAACCGGAGAACAUCAUGUGCGUCAACAAGAUUGGCAGCAAGAUCAAACUCAUCGACUUUGGCCUGGCCAGGCGGCUAGAAAACGCCGGCACCCUCAAAGUUUUGUUCGGAACGCCCGAGUUUGUGGCACCCGAAGUCAUCAACUACGAAGCCAUCGGUUACCCCACCGACAUGUGGAGCAUCGGCGUCAUCUGCUACAUUCUGCUGAGCGGGCUGUCCCCCUUCAUGGGCGACAACGACAACGAGACCUUGGCCAACGUGACUUCGGCCACGUGGGACUUUGAGGACGAGGCCUUUGACGAGAUCUCGGACGACGCCAAGGACUUCAUCACCAGGCUGCUCAAGAAGGACAUGAAGGCGCGCCUGACCUGCCCCCUGUGUCUGGAGCACGCCUGGCUCAAGCAGGACACCAACACCAUGAAGGCCAAGAAGCUGUCCAAGGAGAGGAUGAAAAAGUACAUCCUGAGGAGGAAGUGGCAGAAAACGGGCCACGCCAUCAAAGCCAUCGGCAGACUCUCGUCCAUGGCCAUGAUGGCGGGCGUCCACGCCAAGAGGGGCUCGCCCACUGAAGAGGACAACCGCUUCCUGGAGUGCUUGGAGCUGGAGCAGAAGGCCGAGUGCAAGCCCAGCUUCAGCGCCGUCAUCCAGGACGUGGAGGUGGUGGAGGGCAGCGCCGCGCGCUUCGACUGCAAGAUCGAAGGUUACCCCGACCCCGAGGUGGUGUGGUACAAGGACGAGCAGCCCAUCAAGGAGACCAGGCACUUCCAGAUCGACUACGACGAGGACGGAAACUGCAGCCUGGUCAUUUCUGAGGUGUCGGGAGACGACGACGCCAAGUACACGGUGAAGGCCGUCAACAGUCUGGGGGAGGCCACCUGCACCGCCGAGCUGCUGGUGGAGGUCAUGGCUGGAGAAGGGGAGGAGGAGGAGGAGGAGGAGGAGGAGUGAGCUUCACAGCCGCCGGACUCCGGUGGGGGCGAGGGGGAGGGCGGCUCUGACAGGAAGUGGCGCACAGAGACCAGGACGAGGGUGCCCGCAAAACCACCCAGAUGGAUGGCGUGGACUGGCGGCCACGUUAGCGCCGACGGCAUUCCGGUGACGACCACGUCGCCGUCAUUGGCACUUGUUUCAGGUCCUUUGCGCACAAAGUCGGGCGACCCUUCCGGCCGACCCGCCGGGCCGAGUUAUUGAUCCCAGGCGCUCGGCGUGAAGAGGCGCCCGCCCGCCCGCCCCGGAGCGACACCGUGGACCGGGAUUCCAAAUCGAAAGCCAUCAAAGGCCAUCCCUCCGCCGGCCCCAAAACAGGACGCUGCGGCGAAUCCACAAAGGUCAAGAGGGCGCUCACUUUCUGGGUCACUUUGUCACACCCGUCCGAAAAGGAGUUGCCUGGUCGUGAGUUCCGAGACCUCCGCUCGUCCCCGCCUUACAAACACACACACACUCCGCACACAUUGCUGCACUUUCUUUUGGCACACUCAACACGUCACGUGUGUGUGUGUGUGUGUGUGUGUGUGCGCGCCCUUGCAUACUUCAAAUUUGAUUUCACGCCCAUGUUUGUAUGUUGUGUACUUACAAGGUUUGUCCAAGUCUAUAGCGGGUUGAACACGUACGACAACGGCACAAUUGUACUUCCUCACACGGAACCAAUAAGAGAAUCACCCCCCCCCCCCCCCCCAAAAAAAACCUUGCGCCGGCCUACGCGCCAUCACAACAUCACAAGCACUGACCCACUUUUGACAAGCGCGCCGCCGUGAUGACGAGAAAAACACCUUUUAUUUUGAGAGCGCUAGGAAGGGG
Molecule: messenger RNA, 3841 nt
Organism: Hippocampus zosterae (dwarf seahorse)
Lineage: Eukaryota; Metazoa; Chordata; Actinopteri; Syngnathiformes; Syngnathidae
Product: myosin light chain kinase, smooth muscle-like
Exons: 18
Coding region: 365-2992 (875 amino acids)
Biological process (GO): protein phosphorylation
Molecular function (GO): protein kinase activity; ATP binding; protein binding
Source: RefSeq, a predicted model, not a curated record